Sporothrix brasiliensis 5110 is the source of this 1383-nucleotide messenger RNA. Its product is annotated as mannan endo-1,6-alpha-mannosidase. Gene Ontology annotation, molecular function: mannan endo-1,6-alpha-mannosidase activity. The transcript has 3 exons. Gene Ontology annotation, biological process: fungal-type cell wall biogenesis; carbohydrate catabolic process. The record is from RefSeq and is a predicted model, not a curated record. NCBI's taxonomy places the organism in Eukaryota, Fungi, Ascomycota, Sordariomycetes, Ophiostomatales, Ophiostomataceae. The coding region runs from base 1 to 1383 and encodes 460 amino acids.
AUGUUGUUGGUCAAGGCGGCCUUUUUGGCGGCUGUCGUGGCGGCUGCCGACGCCGUUGCGCCGGCAGAUCUGGCCGUUAACAAAACCGAUUCCAUCAUUGGGGUUGCCAACACCCUGGCCAAGGGCGCCAUGUCGUACUACUCUGGAAACGCAUCGAGUUUUGCUGACUUGCCAGACCCAUACUACUGGUGGGAGGCCGGUGCAUUGAUGGGUGCGAUGCUGGACUACUCGUACUACACCAACGACACCACGUACGACGACAUUGUUGCGACGGCCAUCUUGCAAAACACCGGCCCCGCCCACGACUUUAUCGUGCCGGCCCACGAACUCGACGAGGGCAACGACGACCAGGCCUUUUGGGGAUUCACUGUGCUCACUGCUGCGGAGCACAACUUUACGCAGCCCGCAGAGUUGACGCCCAAGGGCGUGCCCAGCUGGCUGGACCUGAGCAUCAAUGUGUGGAACAACAUGGUCGUGCGCUGGAACACGACCAAGUGUGCGGGCGGCUUCACGUGGCAGAUCUACGCGGACAACUUCAACGGCCUGAACUACAAGAACUCGGCGAGCAACGGCGGCUUCUUCCUCAUCUCCGCACGCCUGGCGCUGCUCACUGGCAACAAGACGUACGUCGACUGGGCCCAAAAGGUGUGGGACUGGACGGACGCCGUCGGCAUCAUUGACAAGUACUACAACGUGUAUGACGGCACCGACUCGGCCACGAACUGCACGCAGAUCAACGCGCUCAGCUUCUCGUACCAAAACGGCAUUUUCCUGUACGGCGCCGCGGCGCUGGCCAAUCAUACGGGUGAUGCCGUAUGGAAGACGCGUGCCGAGGGCCUGCUGGACGCGGCCCGUCAUUUCUUCUCGCCCGACAAGAACGCGACCAACAUCAUGUGGGAGCACGCCUGCGAGGGCGUCGGCACCUGUACCAAGGACAUGAAGACCUUCAAGGGAUUCCUGUCCCGCUUCAUGUACUCGUCCGUCCAGGUGCUUCCGUCGCUGGCGCCCAACGUGACCGACUACAUGCGCGCCUCGGCCGCGGCUGCCGGUAAGGCCUGCACGGGCGCCAACAUUGACGGAGCGCCGACGCAAAACGGCACCACAUGCGGCCAGAAGUGGUACGUCGGCGGGUUCGACGGAAGUGUGGGCUUGGGCCAAGAGAUGUGUGCGCUCGAGACGGUGCAGGGCCUCCUGGGGCUCAACAAGGUGCUGGGCAUAGACCAAGCGCCCCCGCCGUCACCGUCGCCAACGGCGCCGGCGCCGGCGCCGUCGCCCUCGGGAGACAAAACCAAAAACGCCAGCCCGCGGGGUAUGUCGCACAUCGACCUGCGGUGGACGGUCGUCAGCAUGGCCUGUGCUUUGUUUGCCUACGGCAUGGCAUAG